AUGCGCAACACUGUAAACUGGGAGUCGGGUGACUGUUCUUCACAGGCCAGCGUUUCCACCACUGAGGUCUGCGCUUCAGAUCCAACCAAGGUACUAGUCCUUGUUGGGCGGAACGACCUCAUUGAGCGCGAAGACGAAGACCUCAACUGGGACUUGGACUACCAUUGGGAUGAUGAUGGCCUCGAGGACUUUGGUGACCACAACGACGGCGACGACGAUUCCCCCGACGAAGAAUGUAAGACUCAAGACGAAGACGACCAUGGGGUCGCUGACGACUAUCAAGCCGACUCUGCCUACGCCCGACUCCAAGAAUGGUACGCGCAUCGCGCUCGUCUCAUUCAAGAUUCCCUUCACCGUAGACCAGUCACUCCUACCUCCAACUCUGACUCUGACCCUGGAUCUCCCGGUUCAUGCUCCGACUCUUCUUCUGCGGCCUCUGACGAGACCAUUCGUGCUGGAAAUGUGAGCAGUCGCUGUACUACUGAGCACCUCAUCUCACAUGAGGACUUUGUCGAGGGCUUCCUUGAGUCUUGA
Coprinopsis cinerea okayama7#130 is the source of this 534-nucleotide messenger RNA. RefSeq lists its product as hypothetical. The transcript has a single exon. NCBI's taxonomy places the organism in Eukaryota, Fungi, Basidiomycota, Agaricomycetes, Agaricales, Psathyrellaceae. Bases 1 to 534 code for a protein of 177 amino acids. The record is from RefSeq and is a predicted model, not a curated record.